UAUAUUCAACUCAUGCUGCCAGAUUUUGAAAAAAGAUGAUGUUCUUUAACGUUGUACCGAAGUUUCGACGGGCGUGAGUCGAAACAUUUUAAUACGUGUGAUUGAUCAACCAACCAAAGUGCUGACCUGUCCUAUGCCCAGCUCUAUUGAGGCGUACUCCUACAGUCUUACUCCACCCCCAAAGUCCACAAAUUUUCACAUGCCACUUUGACGCAUGAUCUCUUUCCCUCUCUUACCGUUAAGGCUCAACAAAUUGCCACAGCCAAAAUCCACCAUUUUUCUCCACAUUGCAGCAGCAACAACUUCUUCUGAAUCAAUUGACCGAUUUCCAAUCAAUCAAACAUUUUUACAAGAACCCCAACAAAACCCAGCUGAGAAAAUUCAAAACUUGUUAUCAAAUUGCACAAAUUUACUUCAACUUCAUCAAAUUCAUGCUCAUAUAAUUAGAACCCACUACUUAGAAUUAAACAAUGCCCCAUUUUAUUGGAACAAUUUCAUAAGAUUAUACACUAGAUUAAACUCCCCAUGUUCUGCUUUUCAUGUUUACCUGUCUAUGUCUAGAGCAGGGGUGUUACCUGAUCAUUAUACCCUGCCCAUCACCAUUAAAGCUGUUGGGCAAGCUUACUCUUUGAAAACAAGCCAGCAACUUCAUGGGGUUGCAAUUGUUCAUGGAAUUGAGUGUGAUGAGUUUGUUCAAAGUGGGUUGGUUAAUAUGUAUGUGAAAGUAGGUGAGUUUGGAGAUGCAUACAAGGUGUUUGAUGAAAGUCCUGAGAGAAAGUUAGGUUCUUGGAAUGCAAUUAUAGCUGGGUUAGCCCAAAGUGGGCGUUCUAGGGAUGCUUUAGGUAUGUUUUUGAGGAUGAGGAGAAGUGGGUUUGAGCCGGAUGGUGUGACAAUGAUUAGUGUUGUUUCGGCAUGUGGAGGGUUAGGGGAUUUUAAGUUAGCACUACAAUUGCAUAAAUGUGUUUUUCAAGUGAAAUGGAAAGGACAAGAGAAUGUUUUGAUGAUGAAUUCGGUCAUUGAUAUGUAUGGGAAAUGUGGGAGGAUGGACUUGGCUUAUGGGGUGUUCUCGAAAAUGGAUGAACGAAAUGUGUCGUCGUGGACUUCCAUGAUAGUAGGUUAUGCUACACAUGGCCUUGCCAAUAAAGCUAUGGAGUUCUUUCAUGCCAUGAUAGAAGCUGGUGUGAUGCCGAAUCAUGUGACUUUUGUUGGGGUGUUGAGUGCAUGUGUUCAUGGUGGGAUGGUUGAUGAGGGGAAGCGUUGCUUUCAUAUGAUGAAGAAUGUUUAUGGGAUCGAGCCCAACGUGCAGCAUUAUGGAUGUAUGGCGGACUUACUUGGUCGAGCAGGAUUGCUAGAGGAGGCAAGAAAUAUGGUGGAAUCCAUGUCCAUGAAGCCAAAUGUUGUGAUUUGGGGGUGUUUGUUGGCAGCAAGUGAGAAAUAUAAUGAUGUUAAAAUGGGAGAAUGGGUAACGAAGCAUUUUCUCGAGCUGGAGCCAUGGAAUGAUGGGGUUUACGUUGUUUUAUCAAACAUCUAUGCUAGUAGAGAUAUGUGGGAGGAGGUUGAAAAGAUGAGGGAAAUUAUGAAACAGAGAAGAUUAUCUAAGCUUCAAGGUUAUAGUUCUGUGACCAUUAGUAUCAAUUGAAAGAUUACCCAUUCUCUUCUGAACUCGCUUUACACUAUAAAUUGAUUGUCGUUUGACAUUUCACAAAAAUUUCAAAUGGGAAGUGAUGUGUUCUUUGGA
Chenopodium quinoa (quinoa) is the source of this 1738-nucleotide messenger RNA. RefSeq names its product pentatricopeptide repeat-containing protein At1g77170-like. Gene Ontology annotation, biological process: RNA modification. Gene Ontology annotation, molecular function: RNA binding; protein binding. The record is from RefSeq and is a predicted model, not a curated record. Lineage: Eukaryota; Viridiplantae; Streptophyta; Magnoliopsida; Caryophyllales; Amaranthaceae. The coding region runs from base 215 to 1639 and encodes 474 amino acids. The transcript has a single exon.